This is a messenger RNA of Fonsecaea multimorphosa CBS 102226, 1980 nucleotides long. RefSeq lists its product as uncharacterized. NCBI's taxonomy places the organism in Eukaryota, Fungi, Ascomycota, Eurotiomycetes, Chaetothyriales, Herpotrichiellaceae. The record is from RefSeq and is a predicted model, not a curated record. The transcript has a single exon. The coding region runs from base 1 to 1980 and encodes 659 amino acids.
AUGGCUACUACUCUCGUGUAUCAGCAUUCCCUGGUGGACGACAUCGCCCGUCAGCUAUAUCAAAGAUCCAUGUCUAAGGACAAGCGUUCACCCGAUCAGCCAGCCCCCUUCAAGGGCGAAUUCUCCUUCGUCAACAAGGACGCCGGCAACAUUGACUCCAAAGACCACAAUGCCGCCGUAUCCUGGCAUGUGAUGAACCGCUAUGAGCGUUGGAAGAAGCAAGAGCAAGCGAAAAAGCUACGAGCGUCUGCCAAUGUUCCCGUGGGGCCACUUUCCCCUCCUUCUCAACAGCCACAACAGCCAAAACCCUCUUUCGCGCCGCAGCAGCCGCCAGCGCAGCAGCCGGUGCCAUCGCUGCCGCAAACACAGUCUGUACGUCCAGUUUCAUCUGAGCAUCCUAACAAGAGGGCGCGGUUAACACGCGCCGCACAGUCGAGAGCCAUUCCCCCGACGACUCCGUUUGAAUUUGACCCAUGGACGGCCGAGCAACCCCUUCAGCUUGGCUAUCCUGGUAUCAGCUCCGGUCAAGCGUCCAGUAGCGGACUGCCAACGUCAACUACAUCAACGCCAUCGACGCGUUCGAGCAUGGUUGAGGAUGAUCCUACGUCCAUAUUGGCUUCGCUCAACAGGCCACUAGACCCCGGUACAAGCCCAUUCGAGGCGACUUCCUUAUCAAUGACUCCGCUGGUGAACAACCUAAUUGCAUUCGCCUAUGAAGUGUUCAUUCCCCAAAGCUGGCCCAGAGAAUCGGACAAGGACGAGGGCUCAUACGAGAUCGCCAGGAGUUGGGACGAUGCAGCUCUGAUCAACCAGGACGUCUGUCACGCCAAUGCAUAUCUAAGCCUUCUCGCUGCUGCCAUGGCCGUCCUGACUGAGGACGAGAGUCUUGCAUACCAAUCCCGAUACUUUCAGGAUCAGGCGAUGACAGAGCUGAGGCAGCGAGUGGCUCGCCCUGGAACGCAAGACCUGGUAACCCUCAAAGCCAUACUGAAGCUCUUUUCGUCCGAAACACUUGUUGACAACACCUCGGUCGCGCGCAUGCACCUCAAGAUGCUGCGAAACCUCGUCAACGCGGCGGGCGGGGUCAUCCUGAUGGAUGCCUGGUUCCGUGAGGAUCUCCUCUCCUGCGAUUGCUACUUUGCUCUCAAGUACGAAACUCGCCCGCUUUUUCCUGCUUCGGAGUGGACACCUGGGCCCUUAAGUCAGCCUUGGAAGGCCCGCUUGCUGUCCGCAGGGGUUUUCGGAGACCACGCCGCCACCAUCGAUCCGCUGGUCGAGCAUGCUCUUAUGAAAGCGGUCAUUACCGACUUGCGGGAACUUUUCAAAGCGCAUGACUACACCCAGAUUCACGAUGUCCCGAGCGAUGAUCAGCUGCUGAGAUGGAAGCAACUGCGCAAGUUCGACUGUAUCUCGCGUCUGGCAGAUCAUUACGUGAAUGUAGCCAUCUAUCCUCACCUGUUCCAGCGGCCGCUGACACAGGCUUACACUUGCGUUGCGACGGCGUUGAUGACGGCCAUGUUCCUGGGAUCACCGGAGCCGGUGCGAUUUGGGCUCAAGCUCCUGACCGAUCUACGGACGAAGCUGACGGAGAGCGUCUCAGAGGAUGACGCUGCGCAAUUCCGGCGGCUGCGAUUGUGGGCCCUGUAUGUAGGAUCAUUAGCGGAGCAAGUGCAUCCCGUGAGCACUGCAGACGAGCGCUGGUUCCGCGAACAGUAUCAAAGUCAAUCCAGCGACAUGGGAUUGUUGGGUUGGGAGGACACGAAGAAAGUGAUGAGACAAUUUUUGUACUCGGAAAAACUUCAUCAAGAGAUCGAAUCUGGAAGAGCGCAUCGGGUGGCUGAUGCCAGGCAGGGACUCUACACUGCGUCAGGCACCAGCUGGCGAGAGCCCUGGUCGGAUACGAAUCUGGGCGUUCUGGAUGUCGAGGAGGAUGCUGGCGGGUCGGUGUCUGCAGGCAAACGGCGGGCAGACGAUGAUUAA